GCCGCCUUGCUGUGGUCUCGUGCCCAGCAUCGUCUCCCCUUCCCAGCGGAGCCAACGCAGCAGGCCGCUGGGGGGGGGUGGGGGCGGGGGAUGCCGGGCUGCCGCAUCAGCGCCUGCGGCCCCGGGGCCCAAGAAGGAACGGCAGAACCGGGGUCCCCGCCGCCGCCGUUGCCCCGGGAGCCCCUGCCGUCCCCUCAUCCCUCGCCCCCAACUCCGACCUUGACCCCGACCCCCGUGCCGUCGCCUCAGCUGCCGGAGGCGGCCGGCGGGGCCGAGAGUCAGGAGCUGCAGCGUUGGCGCCAGGGCCCCGGCGGCGGUGUCGGCGUGGGUGCGGGGGUCACGGGUCCGGCCGGGGGCGCGGGCGGGGGCUCGGGCACGGCGUCCGGGGCGGGGGGCCGUGCGCUGGAGCUGGCUGAAGCGCGGCGGCGACUGCUGGAGGUGGAGGGCCGCCGGCGUCUGGUGUCGGAGCUGGAGAGCCGCGUCCUGCAGCUGCACCGGGUGUUCCUGGCGGCCGAGCUGCGCCUGGCGCACCGCGCCGAGAGCCUGAGCCGCCUGAGCGGCGGCGUGGCCCAGGCCGAGCUCUACGGUUCGCGUCUCAAGAAGGGGCCGCGCCGGGGUCGCCGAGGCCGCCCACCCGCGCUGCUCGCCUCGGCGCUGGGCCUGGGGAGCUGCGUGCCGUGGGGCGCCGGGCGAUUGCGGCGCGGUCACGGCCACGGCCCUGAGCCCGACUCGCCCUUCCGCCGCAGCCCGCCACGAGGCCCUGCCUCCCCGCAGCGCUGACCUCAACUCCCCGGGCCCCUUUGGCCAUCCCGGGACGGGGCCAACAUCUCCGAGGUGUCCCACCAACAGAUUGCAGGUGCUGGCUGCAUGGAUGACGUCACCUACGCGGACCUCGGGAGGAAACAGUCCGGGGACCAGGGGACCUGUAGAGGAGACCGAGCUCCUCCAAGCUCCCGGGAGCCUCUACUGUAUGAAUUUGGACUCCUGCAUUCUCCUUCCCUGACAUCCGCCUUCAGGAAGAUUUCCGGAACUGGCUCUGUCCAGUCUCAGCGCCAUCCUCUCAGGAGCCCUUACAAGGGCAAGGGUCUGGGUUCUGGGACUUUGCCAUCUUAGGAAUUUCUUCACAUACGCUGCAUUUGCCUUUGCUUAAACCAUGUAAUUAGUGAUGUUACUACGGGGCCCCAGGAUACAGUCAAAUUAGUUGAGAGUGCAAAAAAAAAAAAAAAAAUCUCCAUUACGACAAUGCAAACGAUUUCUUUUAUAGACUGAAUCUUCAUUAAGUCACAGCAUAGCUGGAGUCCCUUGCCAUCGCUUCCAUGUAUAACAGCUCAAGGAGACUGGAAGGAAAACACUGGUCUAAGACAUGUCAGUUUCCCUCACCUGCUGUCCUUGUCCUCCCCAUGUGGGGGCAUGCCCAUGGCCCCUCAUAGACAAUCAGCCGCUGCCUCCUAAGGGACACGCCUCUUUCUCAGGAAAAGGUGGUGGCAACAUAAAACCACCAAGCAAAAUUAAACGCAGAAAAGAAACAAGUUUCCUGAUAGGAAAGGGGAGCCCAUAUACUCACUCCCUCCAGAACUUGUAUAAUUCUGCAAGGUAGGUGUAGAUUGACUCAGUCCCCAGAUGUAUACAUUCAGGAAGAAUAAAUCUCAAUAACCGAG
Messenger RNA from Jaculus jaculus (lesser Egyptian jerboa), 1658 nucleotides. It is a transcript of the gene Trnp1, whose product is annotated as TMF1 regulated nuclear protein 1. Gene Ontology annotation, biological process: regulation of cell population proliferation. The coding region runs from base 91 to 780 and encodes 229 amino acids. The record is from RefSeq and is a predicted model, not a curated record. The transcript is spliced from 2 exons. Gene Ontology annotation, molecular function: DNA binding. NCBI's taxonomy places the organism in Eukaryota, Metazoa, Chordata, Mammalia, Rodentia, Dipodidae. Gene Ontology annotation, cellular component: nucleus.